Molecule: messenger RNA, 384 nt
Organism: Lodderomyces jiufengensis
Lineage: Eukaryota; Fungi; Ascomycota; Pichiomycetes; Serinales; Debaryomycetaceae
Product: 60S ribosomal protein uL24
Exons: 2
Coding region: 1-384 (127 amino acids)
Biological process (GO): cytoplasmic translation; ribosomal large subunit biogenesis
Cellular component (GO): ribosome; cytosolic large ribosomal subunit
Molecular function (GO): structural constituent of ribosome; RNA binding
Source: RefSeq, a predicted model, not a curated record
AUGGCUAAAAUCUCACAAGACGUUUCAUCAUCAAGAUCAAAAGCUAGAAAAGCUCACUUUUCAUCAUCAUCAGUUGAAAGAAGAGCCAUUAUGUCAGCUCCAUUAUCAAAAGAAUUAAAAUCAAAAUAUAAUAUUAAAUCAUUACCAAUUAGACAAAAUGAUGAAGUUUUAAUUGUUAGAGGUUCAAAAAAAGGUUCAGAAGGUAAAGUUAAUUCAGUAUAUAGAUUAAAAUUUUCAAUUCAAUUAGAUAAAUUACAAAAAGAAAAAUCAAAUGGUGCUUCAGUUCCAAUCAAUGUUAAUCCUUCAAAAGUUGUUAUUACUAAAUUACAUUUAGAUAAAGACAGAAAAGCAUUAAUUGAAAGAAAAGGUGGUAAAUCAGAAUAA